Messenger RNA from Mya arenaria, 3140 nucleotides. Its product is annotated as adhesion G protein-coupled receptor E1-like. The coding region runs from base 267 to 2468 and encodes 733 amino acids. Gene Ontology annotation, molecular function: G protein-coupled receptor activity. NCBI's taxonomy places the organism in Eukaryota, Metazoa, Mollusca, Bivalvia, Myida, Myidae. The transcript is spliced from 2 exons. Gene Ontology annotation, cellular component: membrane. Gene Ontology annotation, biological process: cell surface receptor signaling pathway; G protein-coupled receptor signaling pathway. The record is from RefSeq and is a predicted model, not a curated record.
GUAUAGUCUUGAGGCGCUGCACAGACGUUUAGGAAUUAGUUUGGAUAGGAACAAUUACGAAAUAUUCGGAUUAAUUUUUAAUGUAAGCAAGCGAAGUUUCUUAGGAUUGUUACUGAGGAAUAUUGUUGAUCAUUUUGAAAAAAACACAAACAACAUUGCUGAUUAAAGAGAUGCUAUAAUUUCGGAUAUCCUAGGUUAUUCUAGACCAUUUAAUUCCAAAGAAAAUUCGUAUGUAGGAUGACCAACAGUUUUUUGGUAUAAGCACCAUGAAUAUUGAUGGCGUCAUGAUGGUCGCUUCUCUUAUGCUUUUACCGUCAUCGUUAAUGGUACAUGGACAGACGGCUCCUACAACGCCAUGGCACUACUACCCGAUAUUUGGCGACUACGAUUCCUUCAGCUUCCUUAAAUACGGCCCCGGCAUUUGCACUGACUCUUGGACGUGUGGAAACGGCCUCACAUAUCCGGUCAAAAACUGCCAUUGUGACAAGCUCUGUGUAUAUAUGAACGAUUGUUGCGAUGAUUUUGUAACCGAUCAGUCAUUCGGGGGUAACUAUCCUAUAGUAAACGCAGACCAGUUCUCAUGCGAGAGAGUUGAGGGUCUUGACAUGAACACAGACUUUUACGGUGUUUUGAUGGUUUCUAAGUGUUCAUCAAACUGGACUGAAACACAGACAAAACGUCUAUGCGAAAGUGACUUUCAGCUUGAGGAGGAUCUAAUGAAGAAAACGCCUGUUUCGGACGGCUCUUAUUUGCAAAUAACGUACAAAAAUAUGUACUGCGCUUACUGCAACUUUGAAUAUGAUAUUUCAUUUUGGUCACCACAAUAUGAAUGCUAUGAAAAUAUAACAAAUGUACGCCUAUUACCAUUCAGUCCGGAUUGUGAGCUUUUUUUCACUGCGCCGAUGUUUAAUCCUUCGCCAAGAAUCUGUGGACUGGUGCCACCAAUUUCCAAAUGUGCCAAUAACUCAGAAGUGGAGUUUAUUGGCCUUUGUGAACACGGUCGUUAUUACACUGUUUUUGAUGAAUAUGGUAAAACGUACAGAAACGAGCAUUGUGCGCAGUGUAAUGGAGUAAAUAUGAGCGAGCUUUAUUGCACAAAUCCUGAAUCGGCUAAUAGGGGGAUCCUAACUGCGAUGGGCGGGGGACAUGGGGACAGUCUAAGGCUGCUAGUCGACCUUAAUCUCAAUACAGCGUACAAGGAUGGAGAAAUCAUUAAUUCCAGGAAAUGCAACAAUGAUGAAAUAUACGAUUUAGUGUAUGAUAAAUGUCGGGAGGUGUUUUGCCCACCACCUACAUUUUUUCGAAACGGUCGCUGCAUCCCACACACUUUAAAUGCACAUUUUCACAUGAAAGACCAAAAGCAACAAUAUUCAGACUUACAUAAUUGUACAUGGGCAAAACUAGACCCAGCUGAAUAUACAUUUACGAACGAUUCCAAACUGUUUAUUCCAUCGGCACAGGAAACCUACAACGAGUCUCAAUUCCACCAGAAUGGCACAGACGUUUUUAUCUGUCACAGUGAAAACAAUACCUGUGUUCAGUGCGAUUUGGUCCACGUUAGGUUCAACUUUGAUGAGUCGGAGGUGUACUUGUCAACGAUCGGACUUGUAAUUUCAAUCCUUUCUCUUCUUUUGACUGUGAUAAUUUAUUCUACUUUUCCGCAGCUUCUCAAUACUCCAGGAAAGAUCCUUAUGUGUUUGGUGGUAUCUCUUUUGCUAGCGCAAUUGUUGUUCUUAAUUUCUUCAGAAGUGUCUUCUUAUCCUUUAGCAUGCAAAAUACUGGCAAUAUGCGAUCAUUAUUUCUUUUUGGCAGCCUUUUGUUGGAUGAACGUAAUCGCAUUCGAUUUGUGGAAAACUUUCUCAAGUAGGUUUACUGCUUCAAGUUCAAGCGAAAGUGCGAGGAAAAAGUUGUUCUUUUACAGUAUCUAUGGCUGGGUUGUUCCAUUGAUAAUUGUUGGCGUGGCUUUGAUCUUAGAGUUUGGGGAUUUUGAUAGUUUAGAAACAAGCGUGAGACCAUACUAUGGUCGAAAUAUAUGUUGGAUCAGUUCGCGCAAUAGUCUAAUAAUAUUUUUUCUGGCUCCGCUUGCUUUUUUCAAGCUCUUCGACAUAACUUCUUUUAUUUUUACGUCCGUGCACAUUGCUCGAGCAAGCAAACAAGGAGCCGUUGCUAGGAGGAAUAAAUACACGUGUUCGUUGCUGAUCAACAUCAAGCUCUCCCUAGUCAUGGGUCUAACAUGGGUGUUUGCCUUUGUUGCAAAUGUGGCAAACUUGCAGUUUAUGUGGUACUUGUUCAUAAUAUUCAACACACUACAGGGCCUCUUCAUCGCCAUCAGUUUUCUAUGCACGAGAAAAGUGGGCCGGUUGGUACACGAGAAAUAUGAGGUACUCUUCAGCACAUUUACUUUCCGCCAGUCCAUUGCAGACACGCAGACAACUUCUGUCUCGAAAACCACCUCACAGGCUAUAUGAAUUUACAUGAACAGAACAGAUAUGCAUAAGACAAAAAAGUGCUAAACAAUGUAGCUAAAACAUACUUUAAUAUCAUCGAUGAAAUUUUCAUUUGCUGUAAUUUUAUAGUCCUUUUCAUAACAUCGACAUCCGUUUAAAUUUUAAAUAUGUAUAUAUAUAUAUAUAAAUCACAUAUAGCAAAGGCAUUGAACGAAAUGCCUACGACAUUGAUAUUUCUUAUCGGCACUCGGCAAGCCAGUAUUUUGUUUAGUGAUAUUGAAGUGUAUAUUUUAUGAUACUGUUGGGAUGUUAAGAUAAUGUUUAGAUAUGCUUACGUCCUGGCUUAAUUUUAGUUACUUUGUAAAACAUUAUAUAUAUAUCUGCUUAUAUAUAUAUAUAUAAAUUAUAUAUUACAUUAUAUAUAUAUGUGUGUGUGUGUGUGUGUGUGCGUGCGUGCGUGCGUGCGUGCGUGCGUGCGUGCGUGUGUGUGCAAAUAAAUGAAAUCAAAUUUUGAAUACUACCGUCGGUGUAGCGUAGAAGAUACUCUGCAUACGGCAGGCAUGUAUAUUUUUGGUGAUAUUGAAGUGAACAUUUGUUUUUAUACAUACUGUCUGAAUUGUUUUGAUCUUCAGCGGCUUACGUUUUGCUACGUCCUCUGUUAAGCUACUUAAAAAUAAAAAUAUAUACCUGAAU